AUGGCAAAUUCAGAUACGAAAACUUGCUGGCCCGAAUUAGUCGGUAAGACAGCUGACGAAGCUGUUCAAGUUAUCAAAGACGAAUCAGGUUUAUCAAAAGUUCAUGUUUGUGGACCUGGCUCUCGAACUACACGUGAUGUUGACGAUGAGCGUGUACGUGUAUACGUGGACGAAGAUAAUAAAGUGACUGUACAACCAACAGUGGGUUGA
Molecule: messenger RNA, 210 nt
Organism: Adineta ricciae
Lineage: Eukaryota; Metazoa; Rotifera; Eurotatoria; Adinetida; Adinetidae
Source: the annotation of a GenBank genome assembly